GUGAUUUACUCUGUCACUCACACGGUCACUCUCUGGCCCAUGGACGACAAGGACCCGACCCUCGUAACGACGCCGUAUCAAGGAAAAAGUAGUAACAGGCCUCCCCGGUGCACAUUAGCCGAGACCGGUCCUCGCUCCCACUGCCGGCCUUUUGUUUCACAUUUAUCGCAAACUGCAAAAUUCGCUUUUGAAUGAAGCUCCAAAUUCCAAAUUCCAAAAGUUGAAUUCUUCAGGUGGCUGUGCAGAAAUUGAAAGGGAGAGAGGGAAAUUGACUGAGGUUUUGACUAAUUUGACCCCAUUGAUUGGUGGAUCAAGUGUCCAUGACAUGAGUACGUUGCCUGGAAUUUUGGGCUGGUGCUCCGGUUUACGGAAGUGACCAUUCUUGUAGAAAUAGUUCCUUAUUUAUACUGUUAGGUCUUCAUUUGGUUGAGCUAAAGUGACUGGCGACAUGGGAGUGUCUGGAAAAUGGAUUAAGGCAUUAUUAAAGAAAUCAGAAAAGUCUCAGUCUUCUGAAAAAGAUGACAACAAAACAGCUGGUUACAGGUUUCGGCACAGGAGGAAGAAUUCCAUUGAGUUUGAUGCAAAUAGACUUAAAUGUGAGUUUGAUGCAGAUGUUGCUCCGCCAGUUGGAGAUGCCAGUACUCAACUAAACACAGAUGCUGUGGAUUCUUCAUCUGGUUCACUUCAAAUACACAAUGCACAAAGUGAGCAGAAUGUGAGAGAAGAAUGGGCUGCCACACGCAUUCAAACAACCUUUCGUGGCUUUCUGGCUAGAAGAGCUCUUCGAGCUUUAAAAGGAUUGGUGAGACUUCAAGCCCUUGUCAGAGGCCAUGCUGUGAGAAAACAAGCUGCAAUAACUCUUCGCUGUAUGCAAGCUUUAGUUAGAGUUCAGGCUCGAGUGCGAGCAAGGCAUGUUCGCCUGGCAUUAGAAGGUCAAACGGUUCAACAAAGACUUCAGCAACAACUUGCAAAUGAGGUUCGGGUUCGAGAAAUAGAAGAAGGGUGGUGUGACAGUGUAGGAUCUGUUCAAGAAAUUCAAGCCAAGUUGUUGAAGAGGCAGGAGGCUGCAGCUAAGCGUGAGAGAGCUAUGGCAUAUGCUCUUGCUCAUCAGUGGCAAGCUGGAUCAAGACAGCUGCUAGCUCCCUCGGGGUUCGAACCAGAUAAAAGCAGCUGGGGUUGGAACUGGUUAGAAAGAUGGAUGGCUGUCCGUCCCUGGGAGAACCGCUUUCUAGAUAUUAAUCUCAGGGAUGGAGUUAUGGUACAUGAGAAUGAAUCAGCUGAAGAUAAGAACGGCAGUAUAACCCAGUUAAAAUCUGCUGGCAAGAAUUCAAAUAUUCAAUCAAAUCUUUCAAUUCAAAAAGCAGGUCCCUUUCAUUCUGAUGGCUGUGAUUCUUCACCUAGUAAGUCAUCUGGAAUGCUUGAGGCAUCCAAUACUACCCAACUUGGAAAGCAAAAGUCGAAGCCAUAUUUGGAUGAUGCAGCUGAACAAGGAAACUCCAAACCUGCUAUUACUUCAAGAUCCCAUAGUAAUCCAAAAGAGAGAUCCACUGAGUCAGAUAAACAGGCAAAGAAGCGGCUGUCUUUGCCUAAUAGCGGGGGAAGCAAUGGAUCCCAAACUUCCAGACAUCCUAUAAGAUCUAAUGUCAAAGGGACGCCCAGUUCUCAGAAGCCCAUCAAAGCUAGAUCCAAACCCAGUGGAAGAGGGGAUUCAAACCCUACAAAAUCAGUCUCGCAAGCCGUUGAUGCAUAACUUAAAAUGUUCCGUGGAAAAUAACAUUCUUGAUAUUUCCCGCUGCGGUGCUUGCUGUUAUAAAUCUGUACAUAUUGAGCUGCAUUGGGAGGCUGCUACUGCUUUGUUCGUUACUGUCAUACCAUUUUAAAGCAGUUUCAGCGCAGCAGUGUCAAGAACGGAACAAUUGGUGGAAGCAAUGAGACUAGUAGGAUCAUUGUGUGAUUGUUGUAAUCAAGUUUGAUUAGUGUUGUUAAGUAUGCUAGCAUGUGUUUACUAUUUCAAUGUACAAUUUUUGUAGUUGCCUUUGAUGUUACUGUCAUUGGCUCGGGUCGUCAGAAGAUCUGCAAAUGUUUGGUAGCUGAUGGUACGACCUGGGAACUGGUUCACCUAAACUCGGGCGGAUGUCAUGUAUACCGGUUUAUGAAGUAUUUUUACGUGAAUGUUGAUUGUUGAA
This is a messenger RNA of Pyrus x bretschneideri (Chinese white pear), 2186 nucleotides long. Its product is annotated as protein IQ-DOMAIN 5. The record is from RefSeq and is a predicted model, not a curated record. The coding region runs from base 449 to 1750 and encodes 433 amino acids. The transcript has 8 exons. NCBI's taxonomy places the organism in Eukaryota, Viridiplantae, Streptophyta, Magnoliopsida, Rosales, Rosaceae. Gene Ontology annotation, molecular function: protein binding.